Messenger RNA from Alternaria infectoria, 456 nucleotides. RefSeq lists its product as uncharacterized. The coding region runs from base 1 to 456 and encodes 151 amino acids. The record is from RefSeq and is a predicted model, not a curated record. Gene Ontology annotation, molecular function: nucleic acid binding. The transcript has 2 exons. Lineage: Eukaryota; Fungi; Ascomycota; Dothideomycetes; Pleosporales; Pleosporaceae.
AUGGUGUCAACUCAUGCUAUCUGUUUCUCCUACGUCCGCGGGACAGUCGGUGUAUCCUACGCCUCGCCUACCUACUACGCCGACCGCCUAUGCGAACGCAGCCGCACUUACAUGCGUCGAUACUUUGUCAAGACUGAAGACGUCGUAGGCCCAAGUAAUCUUGAAGCAGCCCUCACGCGGGAAAAGCACCGCCUUGAACAACAAUAUACGACAUUGCUUGACUCACUCUAUCCGAAGAACCGACAGUUCGCCGACAAUGAAGACGAAAAGAAGUACUUCAAGGACAGGAAAGCAACAGAGGCUGAUCAUCGAAAGGAGAUCGUGCUGGGUCUGAGGAGGUUUGUGUUCGAGAGGGUCGAAGAUGACUUCUACAAGUUCAAGGAUCAGAAUGUGGAUGGGAAGCCGUGGCUCAAUCCUUGGGAUCCGUGUCUGAGGGACACGAUGUUCUGGAUGUGA